UGCUUUACGUCAUCACUGCUAAAUUGAUUGACCAUUAAACAAAUAAAAGCACAAACGCAACUUAGUUAUUAAUUUGUUGGCCGGUAGUCGCUUUAGGGGGGUAGGGGGUGAGAUGCUAAUACAUGUGUAUCUGUGGGGUGGUAUAAUACAAGACGAAAACCACUUGAACGUGGAACAUUAACCGGUGACAGGUGUCUGUCCGUGGUCUGCAGGGAGGUUACCAUGGUUGCACGGCGUCACAACCAUAGAGACCAUCGUCGAUAUCUUCUACGUCGUGAUAACCACAUCUCGGAAUGGUAUCAUUUCUCAGUAGCAGUUGGUGGUUGUUUCCAGAUUCAUAAGCGAAAGAAAAUGGACCACUAAAGAGUGCAUCAGAUGGACAGGAAAGGACCAAGAGGGGAUGGACUUCUACAGAUGAAGCUGUGAAUGUCAGUAAUGGAUUCAUUCAUCUUCUUCAUUGUUGUUGCUUUGAUACAUUGUGCACUGUUCUUCUUUGACACUUUGUUCAAGAGUUGCUCCCACUAUCCAUAUUUAUAUUUCCUAGAAAACACAGGCCUCCAAGUUGAGGCGUUCAGAUUACGAUGGUUCACAACAGCUUUCAACAGAUCUCUCCAAAAAUGUGGAUCAUGGAGACCGAAACUUUUGGACUUAUGGUUUACUCUUGGAACAAGAUGUUCCUUGGCAUUGCUGCCAGUAGCAGUGUACAUCGUUGUCAAGACUGCAUUGAAUGCGUGGCAGAAAAGCACUGGGACUGGCGAUGAAAAUCCAUCACUCGUAUUGGAACCUAUGGUCCCAGGAGUUAAUUUACCAAUAAGUGACAUUGGUUAUUAUGUCGCAACACUCGUCAUCUGCAGUGUUGUACAUGAACUCGGACAUGCCAUCGCUGCAGUAAGGGAAGAUGUUCACGUUGAUGGCAUUGGGCUCAUAGUUGUGUUCAUUAUACCUGUCAUGUACGUGCACCUCAACACACAGCAGUAUGAUUCGCUCCCUCCGAAGAGGCAGCUUCGUGUCACAUGUGCUGGUGUUUGGCACAAUGUUGUUCUCACUGCUGCCGCCGUAUUGUUGCUGAUUCUACUUCCAGUCUUUCUGUAUCCAUUCUAUGACACUGGGACUGGCGUUAUUGUCCAGAACAUUCAACAGGAUUCGCCCGUAAUGGGUCCAUCAGGACUGCAAACAGGAGACAAGGUUUUGGCUCUGAAUCAGUGCCAAGUUAAAGAUUCUGACGCGUGGUAUCAUUGCAUUGUGUCUGCAGUAAAACAUGCAAGUCCUGGCUACUGCGUCUCUUCUGAGCUGGUUAAGGAGCACGAUGAAUCUGUGGCAGCAAAAGAGCUGCCAGGUGGCGCAAUAGAAUGCUGCGGUGCGAAUAGUCCGGAUCAUCUCUGUUUCGAGUAUCUGGACACGGAAGAAAAGAUGCCAGAACUACCGCAGCACACUUGUCUACCUGGUCGUAUCGUGAUGGAGACUACAGAUGAGAUGUGUGUAGCAGCUAACGAUUGUAGCGUAGGCUUGCAUUGCCUGAAACCUUCCUUGGAUAAUCACACGAGACUCGUACGAAUAAAGCGCGCUAAUGGCAAAUUGGUGAUUUUUCUAGGUCAUCCGAGUGAAGUUUAUCACACGGUGCAGGUUAGUGAUUUUGUGCCAUUAUACCCUUUUAUUCCGUCAGCAGUUCCCGAUGUAAUUGCGCAAAUGUGCAGAUACCUGGCAGUGUUCUCGGCUGGUCUUGCAAUCAUAAACAUAAUUCCAUGCUUCUAUUUUGACGGUCACUAUAUCAUUCAAGCAGUUUCCAACAUUCUUCUUGCAGGUAAAUUUAAACAUAAGAGUGUGCGGACUGCAAUAGCUCUCUGCAUUACUAUUUGUGGUACUGUGUUUGUGUUUGGAAAUCUCUUAUCCAUUAUAUUGUCUGCAGUUUUCUAAAUUUAUUUAUAUCUGUAAUGAAAGCUGUAUUAUGUCAUGACUACAUAUAAAUCUGCUGUGCUAUGAGAAGGUACUUACCAACCCAUGCGAGGGCAAUUAUUGGAGGCCACAAAAAGCACUGAAUCAUGAAGUGAUGUUAUAGAAUUGAGUAUGAAAAUAAAACCAGUCAAGUACAGCCUGCUGCAUUUCGAUGCCAAUUUGAAGCCGGCAUCUUUUGAAUGCCUUCUUCAGAGAUUUGACAUACAUUCUUCUGGAUUUAUUUCUCAUAGUCUUCUGAUGAAACUUAUUGUACGCAAUGUGGUUGCAUGUGACCACCUUGAAUUGGUUUAUUUAGAUGUCGGAGUAAAUGAAAAUCACACAAACAGGGGCCUCUGGAAACCUAAACCUUACCAGAAUAUAUUUUGGCCUUGAAUUUGUUCUCGUGGGAACCAGAAAAUUUUAUUAAUGCUCCAUUUCUUUAGCUCUGAUUCAUAGAUGUGAUUCCACAUUUCAUGUCCAGCCACAAGAUCACUGGAUUUAUACUGAUUUAUCUUCAUUUAUCACCCUUGCGUUCAAACUGUGUCACAGCUGUAUUAUAUUUGUCAUCAUGUUGAAUUGUAAUUUUCGUAAUCAGGUGUGAAGUUUGUAUUUGAUUUUGUGUAUUUAAGUAAUAAUUAGAUGCACUGAUAUUAAUGAUUCUUGGCCAGCAGUUUUCUCAUGAAUAAUACAGUUAUCAGAUGUAAAAGUUGUCAAAGUCUUUUUCUGGUCUCAGGAUUUCUCCCUCUCCCCUGCAUAGCCAAAUAAAUUUGGCACACCGUAAUUCUUGAACACAGUUACUGUAGAGUUCUUAACACCGUUAGAAAUGACAGAUAUCUUUAUAAAUUGUCAUGCAGUGAGGGGUAUAGUGUGGCCCUGGUCCAUUUGAUCCAGAUAAUGUUUAUCCCAGUUCAGUGCUCAAAUCCAUAAUACCCCAUAAAAAUAAAGUGAGGCCUAUAAUUCAUGUUAUAAUGUAAAAGGAGGAUGCGGUAAGCAUGGCAUAAGAACUGCAAUCAAAAUUCUACACAUAAAACUUCAAGGGACUCGGGAGACCUAGUGUGGAUGGUAGGAUAAUAUUGAAAUUGAUUUUAAAAUAGGGUGAAAGGAUGUGGAUUGGAUUCAUUUGGGUUAGGCUGAACAUGGUAAUGAACUUCCAGGUUCUAUAAAAUUCAGGAUGUUUCUUGACAAACUGUGUGAGAAAGAGUUUCUCAAGAUGAAUUCUCUUCCAUGGAGUUCGUUACACCAUUUUAUAUUACACACAAUUAAGUUUAAUGAAUAUUAUAGAUACAGCUGUGUAAAUAUAUGUACAAAGAAACUGGAAUAUCUUCUUUAUAUCAUCUGCUGAAAGCCACAUUCUGCCGUAACUGUUUGAGUUGACGUUCCCCGUGAUAAAUUAGCAUCUUUAUUGUAUACUGAAAGAGGAAGAAAGUGACAGAUCUGAUUACGUGUACAUAAAAAAAGUAUAACUUGAAAAAUCAUCCAACUCUCGGUACAGUAGCACUUCAUUCUUUUAAUUUUGCCAUUAUUUUCCACAAUAUUGCAGUAUACAAGUUCACAAAGAUAUUGAAAAAUAUUUCUUUUUCCCUCCCCAUGUUUGGCUUUGUCACACAAAACUGAUCAAUGAGACUUAUAUGAUAGAUCGUAUUUAGCUUUUAUCAUACAAAUAUAUGUAACUGAAGCCCCCAGCUAUGGGGCUGCCAUCUGGUAUUUUUAUUUCAUUUAGCAGUAUGCUACUGUGAUGCACAGCCAGGUGGAUUGUGUAUAAAUCUGUUAGUCGAUAAAGAUUAAAUGUGAGGCCAAGCAACAAAGUUUGACCUUAAAAACUAUUCCUGUUUCAUGAAUUAAAAAAUUUGAAAGUCCA
Messenger RNA from Zootermopsis nevadensis, 3790 nucleotides. It is a transcript of the gene S2P, whose product is annotated as membrane-bound transcription factor site-2 protease. Gene Ontology annotation, cellular component: membrane; cytoplasm. Gene Ontology annotation, biological process: membrane protein intracellular domain proteolysis; regulation of response to endoplasmic reticulum stress. Gene Ontology annotation, molecular function: protein binding; metalloendopeptidase activity. The record is from RefSeq and is a predicted model, not a curated record. NCBI's taxonomy places the organism in Eukaryota, Metazoa, Arthropoda, Insecta, Blattodea, Termopsidae.